AGCGCCGAACGAUCCGGGCAUUUUAAAAAUAAACCGAAGCGGCGGCGCGGGCGUUCGGACAGAGCGCGAGAGGAAGGAGGGAAGGGAGGACGGACGGACGGACGGACGGACGGAAAGCGGCGCCGCCUUCCCAGUAGGGGAGAAAGAAAGAGGGACUCUUCUCCCCACCCUGGUAGAAUAAUAAGAUAUCAUUCAGGCGCGUGUGAAACGAUGUUUUGAAGUCCGGAGGCGGGCCGGAUCGGAUCGGGACCUGGUCGGGGCUGCCGUGCCCGGGAAGAUGCAUCUCCAUCAGGUGCUGACCGGAGCUGUCAACCCCGGGGACAACUGCUACUCGGUCGGGGGCGUCGCUGACAUCCCGUUCACGGCAUACGCAUCAGGAUGCGACAUAGUGAUUCUUGGAAGUGAUUUUGAAUGUGUUCAGAUCAUCCCUGGUGCUAAACAUGGCAAUAUCCAAGUGGGCUGUGUGGAGUGCUCCCUUCAGCAAGGCAGAAUUGCUGCUUCUUAUGGGAACACUGUUUGCAUCUUUGAGCCAUUACCUGUAAGCCAUUACAAAAGAAAACUUGUCCUAAGUUAUCAAUGGCAAAAGGUGGGGCAGUUCUUUCUUCAGUCUAUGGCAUACAACUUGGCUUGGGAUCCACAAGGUAACCAGUUAUUGACAGCUACAGAUUGUCUGCAGUUGUGGUCACCACCUCCUGCUGACACUUUAGAAGAAGAAGAAAGUAGUCAUGCUGAGGAAUUUAGAUUACACCCAGAUUUAAAUGAUUGGAAAUGUAUCUGGCAAUGCAAGACUGCUAUUCCAAUAUAUCUCAUGAAAUGGUCUCCUGAUGGAGAAUACUUUGCAACAGCAGGAAAAGAUGACUCCCUUCUGAAAGUAUGGUAUCUUACCACUGGCUGGAAGUCUGCUGUAAUAGGUGCAGAAACAUUUGGGGAAAAGAAUGCUUCUUCAGCUGUACACUUUUCCUUUGUGUAUCUGGCACAUCCUCGUGCAGUAACAGGAUUUUCAUGGCGGAAGACUAGUAAAUAUAUGCCAAGAAGUUCUGUGUGCAACGUACUACUGACAUCAUGUCAAGAUGGUGUUUGUCGGCUCUGGGCUGAAACCUUAUUGCCAGAAGACAGUCUUCUUGGAGGACAAAUGACAGAAUCUACCAUUAGUACCUCAACCAGCAAUCUUCCUCAGAGUGGAAGUCAGAAAGACAAAAUUCAGCAUGCUCUGGAGACAAUUCACCAUUUGAAACAUCUAAGAAAUCGUCGCAGAUCCUCCGUUCUGGCUGCCCAAAUUGAAGUUUUGCCAAGCCAACUGGAAUCACAUGAAGUUCACAGACAAAUUUCACACUAUGUUAAUGCACUCUGUCACUUUCAUAUUGCAGCGAGUAUUAAUCCUAAUACAGAUAUUCCACCAGCGCUAGCUGGCACAGCUUUUAACAUUGAAGAUGGAGGUGGAAAUUUUGUAGUUCAUUGGCUGAACAAUAAAGAACUGCAUUUUUCAUCAUCUAUGGAAGUAUUCAUGGAGCAAUUAAGAAAGCUGACAGAUCAGCAGACAGAAGAUGAAGUUGACACGGUCAGUCAGAAUGGAUUAAAAAUGAAACUCGACAACAGUGAGCAAGAACAAGAUGAAACUUCAGAGAAAGGAUCAGAAUACGAGAACGAAGAGGCUGAGCAAGUUGGAAGCACUAAAGUAUCUACACCAUCAGCUGUGGGGAUUUCAAUGCCCACCAUAUUGUUGGAUCGAAAAAUUGAAACACUGCAAACAGAAUGGAACAGGAAUGCUGAUAUGCUGUUCACAAUCCAUCCUGUAGAUGGCUCAUUUUUAGUAUGGCAUGUGAAGUAUUUAGAUGAAUAUCACCCAGGAAUUUUCAGACAAGUCCAGGUUGCAUUUUCAUCACGGAUUCCUGUUGCUUUUCCUACUGGGGAUGCUAAUUCGCUCAGUAAAGAUAUCAUGAUGUAUGCAUGUACUGCUAAAGAUGCUAAGAGCCUUCCAGAUAAUGAUCCUAAUAUCAAUGGGGUGACCCAUUUUGUGAAUAGCUCAAAAUUAAACAUCAUCACUCCAGCAGUUAUGAUGAUUUCAAAGCAUGUCGAUGGAUCACUAAACCAGUGGGCAGUGACCUUUGCUGAAGACUCUGCUUUCACCACAGUAUUAAUGGUAUCGCACAAGUUUAGAUAUUGUGGACAUCGUUUUCAUCUGAACGACUUAGCUUGUCAUUCGGUGCUACCCUUAUUGUUGACCUCUUCCCAUCACAAUGCACUGAUGACUCCAGAAACUGACUUUGUUGAAAAGGAAAAACCUGUGGCAGAACAUGUAAAGCCCUUAAAAGGGCCAGCUUCACAGCAUGUUAAAAAUGCUGCUACAAGAACAUUUCAUGACCCUAAUGCCAUCUACAGUGAAUUGAUACUUUGGCGUAUGGACCCAAUAGGACCUUUGUCAUACUCUGGAGGGGUUUCAGAGCUGGCACGUAUCAAUUCCUUGCAUACUUCAGCUUUUUCGAAUGUGGCCUGGCUUCCAACAUUGAUCCCAAGCUAUUGUCUUGGGACCUACUGCAACUCUGCUAGUGCUUGUUUUGUCGCUUCUGAUGGUCAAAAUCUUAGGCUCUAUCAAGCUGUGGUUGAUGCCAGGAAACUUCUGGAUGAACUUUCUGAUCCUGAAAUCUCGAAACUCGUUGGAGAAGUAUUCAAUAUAGUCAGCCAGCAGUCAACAGCUCGACCAGGUUGCAUUAUUGAACUGGAUGUAAUAACAGCUCAGUGUGGCACAAACACACAGCUACUUCAUGUAUUUCAAGAAGAUUUUAUCUUGGGAUAUAAACCACAGAAAGAAGAAUUGAAUAAGGAACAAGAAUUUUCUUUCAGUCAACCUGCCCAAGGAUAUCGUGCACCGUCAUUCUCUGAAAAGUUUUACCUUGUGGUGAUAGAAAGGGACAAGAGAAGAUCUGUUCUUCACAUGUGGCACCUCCAUUUGAAAUCUGUGCAGCCUCGUGUAGUAAGCAUGGCGGAUAAUAAAAUAUCUAUGCCUGAGGAAAAGAGCUUUAGCCUAUCUCCAAAUGCUUCUGUUUUAAGUUCUCUUCCACGGUCAGCAUCAGUUGCUAACCUUCAGACUGCUAGCAAGUUGAUACUUAGCUCUGAAUUAGUUUACAGUCAACAGUUAAAUGUUCCUGAGGGAGUGGAAGUAAUCCGAGCAACUCCUUCUGCAGGUCACUUAAGUUCAUCUUCAAUCUAUCCAGUCUGCCUUGCACCUUAUCUAAUAGUGACAUCAUGCUCUGAUGGUAAAGUGAGAUUCUGGCGGUGUACUGUGGAUAAAAGUUCAAAUUCAGAAAACUUAGAGAAAGUACAUGCUUAUAGGUGGGAAACCUGGCCUUUGAUGAAUGAGGAAGGAGAACACAGUGACAGUGCAGUUAGUAUUGCAGGACGACCAGUGGCCGUAAGCUGUUCGUACACUGGACGAUUGGCCGUCGCUUAUAAAGAGCCUUUACAAGCUAAUGGUGUUACGCCAAAAGAGUUCAUGAUGCAUGUCUCCAUAUUUGAGUGUGAAUCUACUGGAGGAUCAGAGUGGGUGUUAGAGCAGACAAUACAUUUAGAUGGCAUAGGAAAGGUUGGAAGUGUCCUGGACUCUCGAGUUAGUGUAGAUAGCAAUUUGUUUGUGUAUAAUAAAUCUGAUAUUUAUCUCAAAGGCACCCACAUAACAUCAAACAUAAAACAUUUAGUGCACUUGGAUUGGGUAUCAAAAGAAGACGGUUCUCAUGUUCUUACAGUGGGAGUUGGUUCUAAAAUUCUCAUGUAUGGAAGGCUGUCAGGGAUUGUGACUGAACAAGCCAGUAGCAAAGAUGGACUGGCUGUUAUUACUUUGCCACUAGGGGGAAGCAUUAAGCAAGGAACUAAGUCAAAAUGGGUAUUGCUGAGAUGUGUGGAUUUGGUGUCUUCAGUGGAUGGAACGCCUUCACUUCCUGUUUCUCUAUCCUGGGUAAGGGAUGGCAUCCUGGUAAUUGGAAUGGACUGUGAAAUGCAUGUGUAUGCACAAUGGAAACAUUCUACAAAAUCAUUAAAUGGUAAUGACAGUGGGGGCUUGUCAUGUUUUGAAGAUUUAGUUGAUAGCUCUCCAUUUGAGACGAAAAUCCUUUCAAAGCGACACAGUGUUGCCGACGCAACAGCUGGUGUGGAUGAUGUAUUUGGAAUCCCAGGAAUGGUUCAAGAUGGUGGAUUGUUUGAAGCUGCUCACAUUCUUUCUCCUACUCUUCCACAAUAUCACCCCACUCAACUGUUGGAACUUAUGGAUUUGGGCAAGGUGCGCAGAGCUACGGCAAUCCUUUCACACUUAGUAAAAUGUAUUGCUGGGGAAGUUGCAGUUUUUAGGGAUAAAGAUCCUGGAGAAGGCGGAGGGCCUCGACGCCAUCUUUCUCGAACCAUCAGUGUAAGUGGAAGUACAGGAAAGGACACAAUUAUAGCCGGAAGAGAAGGUACACGCGAUUAUACUGAGAUAGAUUCCAUUCCACCUCUGCCACUUUAUGCAUUGCUAUCUGCAGAUCAGGAUACAUCCUUCAAAAUUGUUGAAGAAACUCCUAAUGUAAACAAAGGUUCACGGUCUCAAAGUAAAAAUGAAAUGGACAAUCAGUAUGCUGAUUUGUUUCAGUCUCCAAGUGUGACUACAGAUGACUUUGUUGACUUUGUAAUCGAAAAGAAAGAAUCUAGAUCUAAAGUCAUAAAUUUAUCCCAGUAUGGACCAACAUACUUUGGGCCAGAACAUGCCCGUGUGCUUUCCAGUCACCUGAUGCACUCAAGCUUGCCGGGACUGACACGACUAGAGCAGAUGUUCCUUGUAGCUUUAGCUGACACAGUGGCUACCACAAGCACAGAAGUUAAUGAAAAUAGAGACAAGACCUACUCUGGAGGUGAAACACUGGAUGAAUGUGGUCUACGUUAUUUGCUUGCCAUGCGCUUACAUACGUGUCUUCUGACAUCUCUGCCGCCAGUCUACAGGCUUCAACUCUUGCAUCAAGGCUUAUCCACGUGCCACUUUGCCUGGGCCUUUCAUUCUGAAGCUGAAGAGGAAUUGCUUAAUAUGAUUCCUGCCAUGCAGAAAGGAGAUCCUCAGUGGUCUGAGCUGAAAGCUAUGGGAGUAGGCUGGUGGGUUCGAAACAUCAAUACACUCCGCAAGACUAUUGAGAAGGUUGCUAAAGCUGCUUUCCAAAGAAAUAAUGCUGCAAUGGAUGCUGCAUUAUUUUAUCUUGCUAUAAAGAAAAAGGCUGUACUUUGGGGCUUAUUCAGAUCUCAGCACGAUCAAAAGAUGACCGAGUUUUUCAAACACAAUUUUAGUGAAGACAGAUGGCGGAAAGCAGCUUUGAAAAAUGCAUUUGCUUUGCUGGGUAAACAGCGAUUUGAACAGUCUGCAGCAUUUUUCCUUUUGGCUGGUUCUUUAAAGGAUGCUAUUGAGGUGUGUCUCGAAAAAAUGGAUGACAUUCAAUUGGCCAUGGUUAUUGCAAGAUUGUAUGAAGCUGACUAUGAAACAUCCUCUACCUGUAAAUUCAUUCUCUAUGAAAAAGUUCUGGGCUGUAAAGCAGACGGAUCUGAAUUUGUGCCAAGCCAAUUACAUCCAGAUCCAUUUUUGCGAAGUAUUGCAUAUUGGACUCUGAAAGAUUACUCUAAGGCAUUGGAUACACUUCUGGAACAACCUAUAAAGGGUAGUGACAAGCAUCCAGGAGUCCUCAUAAAAUCUUGCAAUCCUGUAGUAUUCAGCUUUUACAAUUAUCUUCGCGCUCACCCUUUGUUGAUGCGGAGACAUUUUGCUUCACCUGAAGGAUCUUUGGCUACUUUAGGACUUGUAACAGACAAAGGCAGUGAAGAUGAAAUCAACCUUAUUGAGAGGAAAUUAUUUUUUUCCACAGCAAAUGCCCACUUUAAAGUUGGCUGCCCUGUCUUAGCUCUUGAGGUACUGUCUAAGAUACCAAAGAUCUUGAAAAAAUCAAAAAUAUACUUCAAAAGUGAAAACGGCACAUUGAGUACCCAGAGGCAAAAUGGUGUUGAUAAUCGUGAUGGAAUCACUGGACCUACUGAGUGGUCGCAGACUGUAGCAGAUUCUUCUGGUCUGGAUGGGGGAACCAGUAAUACUGCUGGCUUUGAUUGGAGUCAGCCAAUAAUGUCAUUUGCUGAAGAACCACUAAAACUUGAAUGGGAUGAUGAGAAAGAUGAUGAAUUUGAAGAGGAGGAUGCUGGUGGGCUGAAUAUGAAAGAUGCAGAAAUAAAGCACAAGGCUGACGAUAAGAAAAAAUGUAUUCCUGAAGAGUCUCGGUCUCAUCCAAAAGAAGAUUCCACUUCCUCUGACUCAUGGGUUGAUGUAAUUGCAGAACAGUUAAAAUUCAGAGCAUGCUUGAAAAUCCUAAUGACUGAACUUAGGACAUUGGCUACGGGAUAUGAAGUAGAUGGAGGGAAGCUCCGAUUUCAACUGUACAACUGGUUAGAAAAAGAGAUUUGUGCAAUGCAUCAAAUCUGCAAUUAUAAAACUGAAACUAAAGACUCUGUCAUUGACAUUGAUACAAAGACCAGUAGCUCACUUGACCAGGAGGAUAUAACUGAAAACACAGAAGGCGCUUCAUAUGAAAGGCAUCAGAUCGAUCGGCGGAGGCUACAAGCAAAGCAAGAACACGCAGAAAGACGGAAAUGGUGGCUGCGGAAAAAUCAGGCCCUGCUUCGAGUUUUUCUAAGCUAUUGCAGUUUGCAUGGAGCUCAAGGUGGUGGCUUAGCUUCAGUCAGAAUGGAACUUAUCUUUCUAUUACAAGAAUCACAGCAGGAAACUACCAUGAAACAGCUUCAGUCUCCACUUCCUUUACCAACCACUUUGCCCCUUCUCUCUGCAAGCAUUGCUUCAACCAAAACUGUGAUAGCCAACCCUGUCAUGCAUUUGAGUAACCAUAUCCAUGAUAUUCUGUACACUGUGGUCCAGAUGAGUUUUCCACCUCUUCCAAGUCUUAAGGAUGAAAAGGUUUUCAUUCUGCAUACUUUGGCUGCUUCACUCUCAGCUUGUAUUUACCAGUCUUUGUGUGACAGUCACAGCUACAGUCAAACGGCUACAAACCUGUUUACCGGAAUGGUUUAUCAGGGACUUCUGUUAGGUGAAAGACGUAGAUUGCGGACUGAAAGCAUUGAAGAACAUGUAACUCCUAACUCUUCACCUUCACACUGGCCUGGUGUUUCAUCACUCAUUAAUCUUCUUGGAACAGCUCAGGAAGAUGAUCAACCCAAAUUGAAUGUGUUGCUUUGUGAGGCAGUGAUUGGUGUCUACCUAAGCCUUUUGAUCCAUGGUCUUGCUACUCAAGAUAGCAAAGAACUCUUUCGAUUAGUUGCUCAUCCACUAAAUAAUCGAACUUGGGCUGCAGUAUUUGGGGGAGGUGCAAAAACGAUAAUAAAACCCAAAAAACGGCCAGAACUUACACCAGGUGAACCAUAUAUUUCAGCUGUACCAAAUUUGGAACAACAUACUGACUUGAAGACAGGACCAGUAGCUGUGCCUGUCUCUUCCAGCUGUGAGACUGGUACACAGCACACCACAGGACUGGAUGUUCCUCCAGAGGACAUUGACCGAUAUCGACGGAGAUUUAAUAUGAAGAUGUUGGUUCCUGGUAGGCCUGUAAAGGAAACUUCAACCCCACCGCCAGUACCAGCAGAGAGACCAUCAUACAAAGAAAAGUUUAUUCCACCUGAGCUCAGUAUGUGGGAUUAUUUUGUUGCCAAACCAUUCUUGCCUCCAUCUGAGAGUGGGUUUAUGUAUGACUCAGAUGAAAGUAUCCCGAGUGAUGAUGAUGAAGAAGAAGAUGAAGAUGAUGCUUUUAUUUCUGACACUCAGCUACAAGAGCAUUCAGAUCCUAACUCUUACAGCUGGGCACUGAUACGUUUAGGAAUGGUUAAGCUUGCAUUGAACAAUGUGAGGAACUUCUUUCCUGUUGCAGGAUUGGAAUUUGCAGAUCUUCCAGUAACUUCACCAUUGGGCAAUGCUGUCAUUAAGACUUUAGAAAACUGGGAACAAUUGCUACAGGCAAAAAUGGAACAAUUUGAAGGCCCACCUCCAAGUUAUAUUAACACCUACCCAAGUGAUUUCUCGGCAGCUGCUGGACCAGCCAUUUUGCGACACAAAGCAAUGCUUGAACCAGAAAAUACUCCAUUUAAGUCACGACAUUACUCAACGUUUCCUGUUAAAAGGCUAUGGCAUUUCUUGGUUAAACAAGAAAUUCUACAAGACACAUUCAUCAGAUUUAUAUUCACAAAGAAACGAAAGCAAAGUGAGUCAGUAGAAGACCAUGUGGAUCAAGUCAAACAAAACUGCGUAGCGGAACAUCGUGGAAGCAACAAGGUUGAAACAGAGCUGGGCUAUCCUGGUAGAAAAGCAAAGAUUAUUCACAAAGAUUCAGAUGCCAUAAUGGCAUUUGCAAUUAAUAAGGCAAAUUCCAACGAGAUGGUGUUGGCUUCAACUCAUGAUGUCCAAGAACUUGACGUAUCUGCAAUUCUGGCUGACCAGCCCUAUACCUGGAUUGGUGAAGAUUCAGACAGGGAAUCUAGAAGUUCUGAUGAUCUUGAGCACCGCUCAACAGUGAGUACUAGCCAAACAAGUACAACUCAUUUUGGAUCCAGCCAGCUUUCUGCUUCUUCGUCAAUGCCUUGGUUAGGAAGUGGGCAAACCAGUACAGGAGCCACUGUGCUCAUAAAGAGGAACUUAAACAAUGUGAAAAGGAUGACUUCACAUCCAGCUCACCGAUAUUACCUUACAGGUGCACAAGAUGGAAGUGUUCGAAUGUUUGAAUGGAAUCGGCCACAGCAGGUUAUAUGUUUCCGCCAAGCUGGCAAUGCCAGGGUUACUCGACUACAUUUCAAUUCCCAAGGAAAUAAGUUGGGGGUGGCAGAUGGAGAAGGUUUUUUGAGCCUCUGGCAAGUCAACCAAACUGGAUCUAAUCCUAAGCCUUAUCUUAGCUGGCAGUGUCAUAGUAAAGCUGCUGGUGACUUUGCAUUCGUUACCUCCUCAAGUCUCAUAACGACAGCGGGACAGUCUAAUGACAACAGAAACGUUUGUUUAUGGGAUACAUUAAUUUCACCGCAGAGCAGUCUUGUGCAUGGUUUUGUCUGCCAUGACAAUGGAGCCACAGUGCUUCAAUAUGCACCAAAGCAGCAAAUUCUGAUCUCUGGAGGCAGAAAAGGCUUUGUCUGCAUUUUUGACAUCCGGCAGAGGCAGUUACUACACACAUUUCAGGCUCAUGAUUCUGCAAUUAAAGCCCUUGCUUUGGACUCCACAGAAGAUUAUUUCAUUACAGGUUCAGCCGAAGGCAAUAUGAAGGUGUGGAAGUUAACAGGUCAUGGAUUAAUUCAUUCAUUUACAAAUGAACAUGCCAAACAGUCAAUCUUUCGAAACAUUGGUGCAGGGGUUGUGCAGCUGGAAAUCAGGCCAGGCAAUCGUAUCUUUUCCUGUGGAGCAGAUGGAACUUUGAAGACACGGGUUUUGCCAGACUAUUUUAAUAUCCCUGCUGGAAUAUUUGACAUUUUGUAGGUUAGCUAGGCUGGCUUGUUUUGGUUUCUGGCUAUUAAUAAAAAAACAUGGGCAUCUCACAUAUGCUGUGGGAGUGCGUAAGCUGCUCGUGAGUUGUGUUUGAAUGUGGAGGGACCCAAGGCUCAGUUUUUGCAGAAGUUUUUUAUUAGUGGAUCAGAGCAGAUUUUAAAUGCAUAUAAAGCAAAAGAAAGUAAUUUGAAGAAUUAUAGAGUGGAGUUGUGGCAUAAAGCCUUGAAGAAAUUCGUAUCAUAAACCCAGAGGACAGACAUGCAUGUACUGUAUCAUUCUUUUAAAAACAAUGCAGUUGCAGGUUGUUGGUAAUGCUUUGUGAACACAACGCAAAAUUUUUUGGUGUACUGUAAGUGUAUGGACAUUAAAAAUGUGCCCAUGGUUAAAAUCCAUGAGCACUGUAUUGGGAAAUCUUGUAUGUAAUGAUGGCGUGAGUUGAUUUAUAAAAAUUUGAAUUCAUUAUUUUACUUCUUUCUUCAGAGGGAGUUUUUAGUGACACUGAAGGAGAUGGAGAUGGUUCUUAACUGAAAGCUAAAAUGCAAAAAGUGCAAAUAAUGGGAUGCAGAGUCAUUAAGCUGUACAGAUUAAUUAUGUCAGUUUAUAGGUACUUUUGAAAUUUUAAUUUAAUCACUCAACCAGUUAAAGCGAUUGAAAUGACUAUUUUAUGUCUUUUUGCACACUGUUAUUACACCUUCUGAGACUGUUGUAUUACUACAAUCUGCCUUUAAAUUAAGUGCGGCACAGUGUAAUAAUGUCAUCAUUUAUCUAUACUUGGAAGUAAAGGAACCAGAUGAGGUUUUUUCUUGUUUCUUUUGCUCAUUUUGCAUUUAAUAUUAUUUUUGCUUAUCCAUUGAAUCCGAGCAUUGCGCUCUAAUUUAAAGGAAGCUAUGAAGUCUUGGUAUUUUAAAAAAAAAUCUAUAUUGAUGUGAAAAAAAGGUUGCAUUUCCUUGGAUGAAUGUCAGGCUUAACUGGCCCAACAUUUUAUGUAAUAUUAUGACCAAUUAAGUUAUUUUGAUCUGUGAAUUAACAUAACUUGUAAUCAUUGCUGUGUAUUGUCUGUUAUUUUGCCUGUAAUAUGCUAUUUAAUUUGUUGUAUUUUUAUGUUUUCAGUAUGUAUAUGUUGCUAAAAAAAAUGCUAAGAAAAAUUCGAGGACCUUCAGUCAGUAUUUUGACAUGUUGUCUGUGAAGUUGUCUUCUGCUUAUAUUUUGUGUCCUUGUCUGUAACAAAUUCAUUGCAUUUCUUUGUGGACUGAGCAAGAUGUGGACUCUUCAUCCUGCGCUUGAAAAUGUAUUUCAAACAAUAGUUGUGCUUACCUUUGUAAGUCAAAUAAAUUAUUUUUAAUGUGA
Messenger RNA from Hemiscyllium ocellatum (epaulette shark), 10867 nucleotides. RefSeq names its product Dmx-like 2 (gene dmxl2). Lineage: Eukaryota; Metazoa; Chordata; Chondrichthyes; Orectolobiformes; Hemiscylliidae. Bases 278 to 9511 code for a protein of 3077 amino acids. Gene Ontology annotation, molecular function: protein binding. Gene Ontology annotation, cellular component: RAVE complex. The transcript has 45 exons. Gene Ontology annotation, biological process: vacuolar acidification. The record is from RefSeq and is a predicted model, not a curated record.